This is a messenger RNA of Platichthys flesus (European flounder), 546 nucleotides long. RefSeq names its product GTPase IMAP family member 9-like. Gene Ontology annotation, molecular function: GTP binding. The transcript has 2 exons. NCBI's taxonomy places the organism in Eukaryota, Metazoa, Chordata, Actinopteri, Pleuronectiformes, Pleuronectidae. The record is from RefSeq and is a predicted model, not a curated record.
AUGGAGAAGAUAAGAACAAUAUUGAAGAGGAUCAAGACAUGUAUCUCUCUGUCUGCUCCAGGUCCUCAUGCAUUCCUGGUGGUUCUGAGACUUGGCAGGUUCACCAAGGAGGAGAAAGACACUGUCAAGAUAAUUCAAAGUACUUUUGGUGAGGAGUCAACUAAAUAUCCACUAGUAUUGUUCACACAUGGGGACAAACUGAAGACACAAACUAUUGAAAACUUUAUUUCAAAGAGUGGAGAACUCAGAGAGUUCAUUGAGGUUUGCUAUGGGCGAUAUCAUGUCUUCAACAACCUUGUGAACAACCAGGAACAGAUUGACCAGCUCCUGGAGAAAAUUAACAGAAUAACUUAUGAGAAUGAUGGUGGGCAUUACACCAAGAUGUUCAAAAAAGCAAUAAUGGCAUCAAAGGUAGAGAAGAGGAGACUUUAAAAUGACCUGCAAUCAAUGGAGCAGAAGAGGUGGAAUGCUCUGAAGGCUGAAGUAGAGAAAGAAAUGAAGUUAACAGGAGAGUCAAUGAAACAUAAUAAAUGUCUUCUGCUGUAG